This is a messenger RNA of Lecanosticta acicola, 1800 nucleotides long. The record is from the annotation of a GenBank genome assembly. NCBI's taxonomy places the organism in Eukaryota, Fungi, Ascomycota, Dothideomycetes, Mycosphaerellales, Mycosphaerellaceae.
AUGUCAUCGACUGUAGAUGAGAUGGACGAUGCAGUCCCUGCAGCCGAACACCAUGAGGAAAUCGAUGAUGUUGUCGCCGAUCCAGACUAUGUACGAAGCCCAGAAAAUACUCGAUUGAGCAAGGAAACUGAGAUCGAGUCUUCGUCCGAUGAUGAGGAGCGCGAUGGCCGCUUCUAUGGACCCGAUAGCACCUGGAGACACUUCACUGAGGAGGAACGCGCUCUAGCCGCUAGUCUGGACCAGGCAGAAAACAACGACCUCACUAUCCAUCUCUACAACGCACAUGCUUUGAAGCGGCAAAACCUCGAUCCGCGACUACCUUCAAAUCCAGGGACCUGGCACAGCAAGCGCCGCUGGAUCACACGGUAUGAGAAUGGGAAGUCACCCUUUGUUCCACAUAUGAUGUGGACUGCUUGGCCACUGGAUACUGCAGAUGUGCCGAGACACCGAGAGCAGUGGGGUGUUCUGACUGUGAAUCCUGAUGUGGAACCCGAAGUCUACUCCAAUCCACGACCAUGGAAGCCCAGCCUGAUUCUCCAAGAGUCGUUAGAAGCAACAUUACUCCGUCAAGCCACUCAGCGUUUUCGCCAUCGCCAACGGCAGGAAGUCCGCGGGAAAUCGGGCGACACUGUUAGCAGUUCCCGAGCUCGCUCCUCUUCGGAGAAUUCAUGGUCUUCUGAAUCUUCUUCCGCCAAUUCAAAAUCAGACAGCGGCGAGGAGAGCGAUGAGGCCGAGCCAGAAGGAAACAAACCGACCUCUGUUGACGAAACGACCGAGAGAUACGACCUGUCGUUCACAGAUGACGAUGAAUCGGCCAGCAAGAUACUUCAGCCGACAGUGCAGCACAUCAUCUCAAAGCUCGACCAUCUCCUUCUUGGCCUACACAAAAGCCGCCUUGGUCACCGUCAAGAGCGAUCUUCGAGUCGCGGUCGAAAUGACUCUAGUUCUCGAUCCAAAUCGGGUACUCGUACGCCAAGUCGAGGACGCGCAUCUACAAAGCGCAAGCGAGUAGCCUCUGACGCUGCAGCUGCCUCGAAGAACCCUGAAUCUCGCGCAGAGGAGGAAUCUGAGCCGGAGACGCGAAAGGCGAGAUCGAAAACUCCCAAACGCGCUCAACAUCAACUCGGUGCACGAGACUGGGGCGAGGUGAUCGGAAUGGCUGCCAUGACAGGCUGGGAUCAAGCCAUCAUCGAUCGCGCAGCGCGGAGAUGCGCAGCCACAUUUGGCGAGACUUUGCAGAUGCGAAUGAUUGCAGAAGUCCCCGUCACAGAUUUUCGGGACGAUACCAUCGAAUAUGCUCCAAACAUGAUCUCCUCAAUGGAACAGGGACUGUGGAGUGACGAGGAUCCAUAUAAUAUGGAAUUCAACGAGGACGUCGACGAGAUUUCUGAUGAACAAGCAGGCUUUUAUUGUCCUUACACUGACUGCGAUCGGCACACCGACCCGUACGAACGACUCUGGCGCUUACGAGAGCAUCUCAAACGCAAACAUCAGCACCUCAAUGUCGACGAGGAAUAUCCAAUCACGAAGACGAAAAAGAGAGGAAGAAGAAGGAGCAGUACACGGGAGGCUGCUCGGCCAGUCACUACCUCUGUCAAAAGAGAAACAGAAGAGCUAAUUGACGGGGAGGGUUUCGAGUCUCCUACCAAGGCGACCGCUGUUCGGAUAGAUGGCUUCCUGCAACCAGUCACUGUCCGAACAACCAGAUCCACGGACAAGCAAAAGCGAAAACCACCAGCCUCUCGUAAGGAUACAUUUGAGCCUCGAGGUGAAGAUUACUCGAAGACAUCCGAGAAGUGA